Emericellopsis atlantica is the source of this 1817-nucleotide messenger RNA. Its product is annotated as ZIP zinc transporter-domain-containing protein. The transcript has 2 exons. Lineage: Eukaryota; Fungi; Ascomycota; Sordariomycetes; Hypocreales; Bionectriaceae. The record is from RefSeq and is a predicted model, not a curated record. Gene Ontology annotation, cellular component: membrane. The coding region runs from base 178 to 1404 and encodes 408 amino acids. Gene Ontology annotation, biological process: intracellular zinc ion homeostasis; zinc ion transmembrane transport. Gene Ontology annotation, molecular function: zinc ion transmembrane transporter activity.
UGAAAGUUUUGCACUGUAUCAAUGUGCCCCCACUUUCUAGAUCGGCACUGUGCUCCCUGCCCCACGUCCAAAGACGACACGCGACAGCUCAACUCCUUCUAGACAAGGGAUGCAUGCUCGUUUGUCUGCCCCAAGUACCUCAUCUCAACCUCCCCCGUUCGCCAGAUCCCACCCAUCAUGGCGCCCACACGCUCGCUAGCCCUCCUGGCGCUCUGCGCAGGCCUCAUUCUCGCCGCACCCCAAUCCGAGACCAAGCACGCCCUCGCCGACGCCCUGUCCCUCGACCAGCUCGACGAGCAGCUCCAGUCGUGCGCCAUUGUGCAGGACCUCAACGCGGCCAAGGCAGCCCGGCACGCCGCCGCCCCGAGCUCCGUGACUGAGAAGCUCUUUGCCGUCCUCUUCCCAGGCUCGCCGGCCGUCAACGCCCUCCUGGCGACGCUGUACAUCUCGGGCCCGCCCAACUUCCUCCUCGCGCUGUGCCCGACCAACAUUGACCCGUCGAGCCUCAGCGUCAUGGUGGCCUUUGCCGUCGGCGGUCUGCUGGGCGACACCCUCUUCCACCUGCUGCCCGAGAUCUUCCUCGGCGAGGACGAGCAGGAGCGUAUUCGUCUCGUGCUCGUUGAGCCCAACCGCAACCUGCUCCUCGGUCUCGGCAUCCUCGUGGGCUUCAUGGUCUUUGUAGCUAUGGACAAGGGCCUGCGCAUCGCCACCGGGGGUGCGGGCCACGACCACUCGCACGGCCACGCACACGAGCACGUCGAGGGCACGAGCUCAGCCUUGGACAAGGCGGACGGCGAGGUCAAGAGCAGGAAGAAGGGCGGCAAGGGCAAGGGCAAUGGCAAGAAGGACGACGCGGUCGCCAAGGAGGUCAACCCCAGCGUGAAGCUGGGCGGCUACCUGAACCUCAUCGCCGACUUUACGCACAACAUCACCGACGGUCUCGCCAUGUCGGCCAGCUUCUACGCCAGUCCCACCAUUGGCGCGACGACGACCGUGGCCGUCUUCUUCCACGAGAUCCCGCACGAGGUGGGCGACUUCGCGCUCCUCGUGCAGUCGGGCUUUUCCAAGCGCGCAGCCAUGGGGUCGCAGUUCAUCACGGCCAUUGGCGCCCUGCUCGGCACGCUCAUUGGGAUCGCAGUGCAGGAGAUGGGCGGCGCCGGGGCGGAUGAUGGGGGCGAGGGCAUGCCGCGCACCGCGGGGCUCUGGGGCACGAGCCUGACGUGGGGGGACAUGCUGCUGCCCUUUACGGCGGGCACGUUUCUGUAUGUUGGCACGGUGGCCGUCAUUCCGGAGCUGCUCGAGACGGGUCGGAACAAGGGUGAGGAGCUGCGGAAGACGCUGGUGCAGUUUGCGGCCGUGGCGCUGGGCGCGGGCAUCAUGCUGUACAUCUCGUGGCACGACUAGGGGGUCUUUGAAAGGGGGGCUGGCCUGAUGGGUCUAAAGCGUGGUGUUGUUUGGGGCUGUAUGAGUCGAGAGGGUUUUGAUGGCAAGAAAGGUGAGAUAUAGAGGUUUAGACUGAUGUGCAAGCAAAUAUACGCAUAUCAUGGUUGGAAGCACGGUUGUCGCGAGACAUGGCUUGAGAGCCUAGAUGAGUGUGCUAUGAUAGUGAAUGCAACAACAUGGACAGGAGAUAUGUUAGCGAUAGAAGAUACGCUGCUGUCCAUCGCGUUGAAGGAUGAUACUUUGCAAAGUGUCCACAGACAUGAUUAUGAGUCUGGUUCCACUCUGAUUUUGUCCUCAGUCAAGGUGACUAUCGCUUGAUGGCCACAGUACAUAGCUACGGAUAUCUACCAAAUUCAAGAGCAGCAAUCUUACCG